AUACAGGAAAACAGAGAAUGCUGGAUUUGUGCCAGCUGCCACAGUAUAAAGCCUUGUUGCAGCCCUGUACUGUCAUUCGAGGUGUUGACGCAGCACAGGCACAUAGAAAGUCUUUUGACCAGGUUGGACUUUUAACUUUUGAAGAAUGGCAGGUCAAAUCAUAAUCCCUGUACUGCUUCUGUUGGCUACAGGUGGAGUGACAACACAGGCCCAAGGACCACUUUACCCCUACCAAAAUCUUGGAGUGAAGAGCCCCCGAUCAGAUGAUGGAAGCGCCCCUCGAUUCAACCUUCCACAGUCAAAGAGCUUUAACUUUUUUGGCCAGCAUUACUCUCAGAUUUUUUUGAACAACAACGGUGAUCUGACCUUUGAUGCACCAUGGUCUAGCUACAUUCCUGAACAAUUUCCAAGGCAUGGAGGCAGAGACAUCAUCGCUCCAUUCUGGGCCGAUUUAGAUAACACACGCAGUGGCAACAUCAGCUAUUUUCAGCGCUCAAGUGGCCCAGUUCUGCAGCAAGUUUCGGAUGACAUCAAUGUAUACUUCCCAGCCCUUUCCUUUCAUGCCAACUGGGUCUUUAUUGCAACAUGGGAAAAUGUUGCCUAUUUUAACGAGAAUGGAAAACAAACAACCUUUCAGGUCGUCUUGACCACUGAUGGGCAAUUCUCAUUUGUGCUGAUGAAUUAUGGGUCCAUAGCAAAUACAUCAAAGUCUGUACAGGCUGGAUAUGACACAGCCGAUUCCUCUCACCACUUCAGCAUCCCUGGAUCAAUGACUAAUAAUGCAGUCGGAAGCAACUCCUUUUUCAGGCUUCAUAGUAACGUCAAUGUACCUGGACGCUGGGUCUUCCGUGUAGAUCAAGGUUCAACAGGCUGCAAUUACAAUGGUCAAUCUGUUCAACUUGGCGACUCUUUCUGGAGUGACAGCACCUGUGCACAGAAGUGCACCUGUACCACAACAGGGGUUCAAUGCAUCAAUGAACCCUGCCCCUUUUCCCAAGUCUGUAAGCCAACAUCCUUCCAAUACUCCUGCAUGUCAGUGGACAGACGCACCUGCACCGUGGGCGGAGAGACCAACACCUUUGACAACGCAACAUUUCCCCUUCAGAGCACAUGCACUCACGUUCUAUCCGAGCAGUGUCAGAAUAACGUGCCCUUCUACAGAGUAGAGGGAAAGAACGAGCUUGGUGGCAGCACACAGCUUGUCAAAGUCUUUGUCUACAAUCAAACUAUUGAGCUCAAUAAAGGAGCUCCUGGUGUGGCUAAGGUCAAUGGAAACUCUCUACCAGCCCCAUUUGCCCUCAGCAAUGGCGCUAUCCGGGUUAAUCAGUCUGGUUCCUCCAUGAUCAUCAGCACUGACUUUGGAGUGUUGGUGUCCUAUGACAUGUCUUCACACGUCCGGAUCAGUGUGCCCUACACUUACCAGAACAACACAUGUGGCCUCUGUGGAAACUUCAACAAUCACCCUGAAGAUGACUUUACAACCCCACAAGGUCUGGUGGUGAGCUCUGAAGUGGUGUUUGCCAAGAGCUGGAAAGUAGCUGGUGUUGAUCCACCCGGCUGUGAAAAUGAGCCCACUACAACUACAGAGCCGCCAACAACUAGCCCCUGUGAAGAGCUGCACUGUACAGAGUAUGAGCGGUGUGGGGAGAAAGAUGGUGUGUACGGCUGUUUCUGUGAUGAGCACCACCAUAGACCCAACAAUGAGAGCUACGACUCAAACAUCACAUGCAGCAGCAGUUCAGGCAUCAUGUCGAUAUCUCGCUGCCAGCUGUUUGAAGCGGGCUUUCACUCCAGUGCUCUCCACCUUCGAAAUGAAUCUUGCACCGGGACGAUCCAGGACGGACGACUCGUGUUCCACUUUGACAACGAUGAACAUCUGUGUGGGACAACUCUGAGGAGCAAUGGAACUCACUUCAUGUAUGAGAACACCAUUCAGGGUGAUGUGGAUACUCAUGGAGGUCUGAUCAGCCGUCAGAGGACCCUUAAUCUGAGUUUCUGCUGUGUUUACCCUCUGGAACAAGCCCUGUCAAUGGCUGUGGGCAUCAAUCCAAUGGAAAGCAUUGUGGACAAGAAACUUCCUGUUGGCACCGGAUCAUAUCGUUUGAUAAUGACCCCCUAUGAAGAUGAAGACUUCCUCACGCCCUUCAGCACUAACGCAAUCAUAGGCCUUGAAAUUAAUAAAGUGCUUUUCGUGGAGGUGAAAACAGUGGGAGUGGAUGAGGACCAGCUUUCCACAAUUCUGGAAUCUUGUUGGGCCACGCCAGAAAAUAAUGCAGACCACCCCGUCCGCUGGGAUCUCAUCGAUUCACAGUGCCCCAAUCCAGCAGAUGGAACCGUAGAGGUGAUUAAGAACGGUGUCCUCCACUGCGGCACGUUCUCCUUCAGGAUGUUCACUUUUACCAACUACACAGAGAUCUACCUGCACUGCAAUGUUCACUUGUGUUCUUUCGGAAAACAACAACUGCACAGCU
Fundulus heteroclitus (mummichog) is the source of this 2471-nucleotide messenger RNA. RefSeq names its product alpha-tectorin. Lineage: Eukaryota; Metazoa; Chordata; Actinopteri; Cyprinodontiformes; Fundulidae. The record is from RefSeq and is a predicted model, not a curated record. Gene Ontology annotation, biological process: cell-matrix adhesion.